AUGUCUCAAUGCAGCUGUAGUCUGCGAGACCUGCAUCCAACAUGGGGUUGGUUGGUGGUCGUCGGCGCUUUCGUCGUCAAUCUCGUCUGUAUAGGGACGCUGAAGUCCUUCGGGGUCCUAUUACCUUACCUGGUUGAGAACCUUAACACGAGUACGUCAUAUAUCGGUCUAGCCGUUGGUUUGUCACACGGUCUGUCUGUUGGUUUUGCCAUUGUGACGAAUCAGCUCUUAAAGAAGAUCAAUGCAAGAAAACUCAUCAUCUUCGGAGGAUUGAUGGCGGGUGGAGGAUACUGUGGAUGCGCAGUUGUUACCACCAUUCAAGAGUUCAUGACAUGCGUAAUUAUUUCAGCAUUGGGCUACGGGUUAGUCAUCUUAUCAAUACGAGUUACUGUCGUUCGGUACUUCCCCGCCAAUUACUUCAUCGCAGCAAGCAUCAUGUUAAGCGGUGGCGGGGUGGGGAUGAUGGUCUUACCCCUUCUCACAGAGUUCUUGAUUGAAGUCUACGGAUGGAGGGGUGCACUACUGUUAAUAGGUGGCCUAAAUCUCCAAACCAUGGUCGCUGGUGCCCUCCUUCGCCCCUGUCCUACCGACCGCACCCAUGAGUCUACGCCUCUGACAUCUAAUCAAUCUAUUAACCAUGGUCCAACCUACUCAAGACUAGCAUCUGACAACGACGGGGACGAAAACACUCUCUCCCCAGCCGACUCACGCCAAAAAUAUGAUCCAACUUCAAAGAACUCGCCGACGAGGAAAGAAGAUUUACCAGGGACGAGUUCGUCAAGCUACCACUCUGAGGAAUUGCUGGAGGAUCAAGCACCUUGGGGCGUUUGGAAAAAUAUUAAACACGGAUUUAUACAGAUGGUUCAUAUUUUGGAUUUUAGAAUAUUUUGUGACUAUCCUAUGUUUUCUCUAACCCUCGUGGCUAUAUUUCUUCAUGGUAUUACUUAUACCGGUUGGAUAGUUUUCCUGGUCCCAAAUGCCAUAGCAAAGGGGUAUUCACCUUAUACAGCUGUUUCACUUGCAGCAAUAGGAGGUGCUUCUAACGUUGUUGGCCGUCUCUCUAUCGGCUUCUUCCUCCAGAUGACCGAACGUUGCCUAACUCCAACCGAUGCCUUCGCUGGCGCCUUGAUGAUAAGCGCCAUCGCAUUCUUCAUGAACCCUGUCGCCAACAUGUUUGCGGUAAUCGCCAUCGCGGCCGUCAUCAAUGGUAUAUCGAACGGGUCCAAGACCGUCCUCGUAACCCUCGUCAGCCGCUCAUCCGUUUCACCCGAACGAUUCCCGACGGCUCUGUCGUUUGCGAUGUUCGUUCGGGGGUUUUCGGAACCGCUCGGAGGACUGAUUACAGGUUGGAUGUAUGACAGGACGCUAUCUUACAACGAUGCUUUCUUGGUUUUAGGUGCACUAGACGCAUGUGGGUUUGUCUUCAUGGUGCUUGCAAGAUGCUUCGCUUGCCACAGCAAGGCAUGA
Strongylocentrotus purpuratus (purple sea urchin) is the source of this 1467-nucleotide messenger RNA. RefSeq names its product monocarboxylate transporter 14-like. NCBI's taxonomy places the organism in Eukaryota, Metazoa, Echinodermata, Echinoidea, Camarodonta, Strongylocentrotidae. The record is from RefSeq and is a predicted model, not a curated record. Gene Ontology annotation, biological process: transmembrane transport. The transcript is spliced from 5 exons. The coding region runs from base 1 to 1467 and encodes 488 amino acids. Gene Ontology annotation, molecular function: monocarboxylic acid transmembrane transporter activity.